Tyto alba (common barn owl) is the source of this 2363-nucleotide messenger RNA. RefSeq names its product MDM2 proto-oncogene (gene MDM2). The transcript has 12 exons. The record is from RefSeq and is a predicted model, not a curated record. NCBI's taxonomy places the organism in Eukaryota, Metazoa, Chordata, Aves, Strigiformes, Tytonidae. Gene Ontology annotation, molecular function: ubiquitin protein ligase activity; identical protein binding. Gene Ontology annotation, biological process: regulation of cell cycle; negative regulation of apoptotic process. Bases 444 to 1892 code for a protein of 482 amino acids. Gene Ontology annotation, cellular component: nucleus.
CCUCUUUGACCCUCACCCCGGGCACCGCUUUUCUGUCCCUUCCGACGCCGCAGGGCCAGGCUGUCUCUUCAUUAAACGCCCCGGGGUCGGGAGGUGAUGGCAGGGCAGCGGUGGACAGGGCCCCGCCGCCGCCGCCGCUUGUGCGAGCAGCAUCUCCUGGGGCCCGCGCGCGGCGCGGCCGUUGCCCCGCGCCCGUUAGGGGGCGCUGGGGAGAGCACCGGGCGCGCGCGGCGCGGCGCUAAAAUGGCGGCGCGGGGCACAGGCGGCCCUGCGGCGUGGUAGGGGGGGCUCUCCCCCCCCCCCCCCGCCUGCCCCCCGGUCCUCCGCGGGCCGGGCAGCGGAGCGGGCGCGGCUGGUGCGCUAUAUAUAAGGGUCGGGUCGGCUCGGCCCGGCUACCCGCCGCCGGAUCCCGGCCUCUGGGUUGGACCAGGGCACCGAGGCAAAUGUGCAAUACCAAGAUGUCCUCCCUUACGGAUGCAUCUUCUGUCACCGCUUCAGAGCAAGAGGCGCUGGUUAAACCAAAGCCACUGUUGUUGAAGUUGUUAAAGCUAGCUGGUGCAGAAAAGGACACUUUUACUAUGAAGGAGGUAAUAUUCUAUCUUGGACAAUAUAUUAUGUCUAAACAAUUAUAUGAUGAAAAACAACAACAUAUUGUACACUGUGCAAAUGAUCUCCUGGGGGAUUUAUUUGGAGUAACAAGCUUUUCAGUAAAAGAACACAGGAGACUGUAUUCAAUGAUUUCCAGAAAUCUGAUAGCAAUCAAUCAACAAGACUCUGCGCUUGCUGACACACCUGAGGAUGAUUCCAGAUUUCAGCUUGAAGAAAAUGUUCUAAAGGAAUCUAUGCAAGAGUUAGAAGAGAAGCAGACUUCAAACAUGACUUCCCAAGCAACUACAUCUUCUAGGAGGAGAACACACAGUGAGUCUGAAGAAAAUUCUUCAGAUGAUCUGCAUAGUGACAGAAGAAAACGACACAAGUCAGACAGCAUUUCGUUGACGUUUGAUGAAAGUCUCUCAUGGUGUGUAGUCAGUGGUCUGUGCCGUGAAAGAAGCAAUAGCAGUGAUUCAACAGAUUCUCUUUCAAUUCCUGAUCUUGAUGCCAGUUCAUUAAGUGAAAACUCUGAUUGGUUUGAGCAUAGUUCUGUUUCAGACCAGUUCAGUGUAGAGUUUGAAGUUGAGUCUAUUUAUUCAGAAGAUUAUAGCCAUAAUGAAGAAGGACAGGAGCUCACAGAUGAAGAUGAUGAGGUAUAUCAGCUGACUAUUUAUCAAGGUGAAGAUAGUGAUGCUGAUUCAUUUGAUGAAGAUCCAGAGAUUUCUCUAGCUGAUUAUUGGAAGUGUCCCGAAUGUAGUGAAAUGAAUCCUCCGCUUCCACGACAUUGCCACAGAUGCUGGGCCCUUCGUGAGGACUGGCUUCCAGAUGAAAAGAGUGAUAAAUUGGAAAAGAGCAAGUUAGAAAGUUCCAUCCCUCUAGAGGCUGAGGAAGGUUUUGAUGUUCCUGACUGCAAGAAAGUGAAAAUGACUGAAGAGAAAGAACCAGCUGUGGAGGAGAGUGAGGAUAAAGCAGUACAAAUUUCUGAGUCCCAGGAAAGUGAAGAUUAUUCCCAGCCAUCCACAUCAAGCAGCAUGUUUUGUAGCAGUCAGGAGGACUAUAAGGAACCUGAGAAGAGAGAAAUGCAAGACAAAGAAGAAAGCAUGGAAUCCAGUCUGCCUGUUACCAGCAUAGAGCCCUGUGUUAUAUGUCAGAGCAGACCUAAAAAUGGCUGCAUAGUACAUGGCAAAACGGGACACCUCAUGUCGUGUUUCACCUGCGCAAGAAAACUUAAGAAGAGGAACAAACCCUGUCCAGUGUGCAGACAGCCCAUACAAAUGAUUGUACUAACUUAUUUCAGUUAGACGGGUAUUGACUGGAGAGCAGCAAAAGGAACUUCAUAAACUGGUUCAGAGAGUAAGAAACUAUUUUUGUAUGCUUAUUGGAAAAUCGGUAUUUUAGGUUUCUUUACAUUUGGUAUGAAAAGUAAUUGCUGAAAUAAAUGCACUGGAGUUGUUAAGAGGUUAGCCUAGCAUUCAUAAGUCACCUUGAAGAUUUUCAAAUCCCUCUCAGUAGAAAUAACCAAUUCCUGUAAAUCACCAGCCUCUCCAAGUGGUUUAUGUUCCAUACAAGUUAGCGACAUUUGUUUUGCUGGAUUAAAUAUAUUAAAAACCCAAAUUCAAUUAUUAUGAGAGAAGAGACAUGUUGAAGAGUUCAUGUGAGCUCCUCCUCUUAAGAAGACAGAAGAUUCCUCAGAUUCCACUCUUUGUUGCCUGGUGAAGACCCCAGGCUUGGUUGGAAACCUCUGAAUAAGUCAAUAAAAUAAAUAAAUAGAA